Suillus paluster is the source of this 745-nucleotide messenger RNA. RefSeq lists its product as uncharacterized. Bases 127 to 546 code for a protein of 139 amino acids. The transcript is spliced from 3 exons. The record is from RefSeq and is a predicted model, not a curated record. Lineage: Eukaryota; Fungi; Basidiomycota; Agaricomycetes; Boletales; Suillaceae.
CACCCUUCAGAUGUUUUAUUAACAUAGUUCACUAGAUAUCAUGUUCUGAUAAGAGGGUCGGGAUGAACUGCCUUGCGCUUUCAAUAGACCACCACACCCCGCUCUAACAUUAAUAUUGGAACCUCCAUGACCGUCAUAUACACCAUUGGGCUGGUGAGUCCACAUUCCUCGCGAUUCAGAUCAAGCUUGCUCACCAUCUCAAAAAAGGCACCGUCCCCACCCACCUUGCUGAAAGACAAAAUAAUCUGCAUGUGGGACAGAGGUGAUGGACUGCGCUGCCGCGACGUCCUCAAAGGCGACGCGCUAUCCUUGCACCUCCGCAGUGUUCAUGGAUGCCGGGGGGCAGAAGACACCGCCCUGACAUGCUGGUGGGAUGGCUGCGCACAACAUAUGAAGAAAGGCGUCGUUGUCAGACACAUCCAAGAUGUGCAUCUCGGCGUAACAUAUCCCUGCCGGCGAUGCGGUGUGACGUUUGGAGGUAAAAGUAGCUUUGAGCUGCAUUUGCUAGGUUGCUCAGUCCCGAAGAAAGGAGGUGGUCCUAUCUGAAAGCUUAAUCGUUUACUGAAAUGAGUUUGCAAGUCUUGCAUACAGCAAAUCCAGAGUAAUAUUAAUGUCAACUUGUUGAUGUGUCGUAAGAUUAUUCGGCUUGUCCAGCCACUCUAUCUAAGUUAUACGCGCUGUCGCGCGGAGCUUUCGAAUGACUGAUGACGUCUUAGUCCAUCUUCUAGGACGGCGAAAUUCCCUA